AUGUCGUUGGUUAGUGACGCUGAAAAUCUACAGAAUGUCGAAAAUGUUGUAAACAAUAUUGGGUUAUAUUUCCAACGAGCCAAUUUGUUCCUCAGUUUAAUGUCGAUAAUUUUAAACGUGUUUCAUAUUCUCGUUCUAUCUAAUAAGUCUAUGAGAACAUCCUCCACAAAUGUUAUUUUGAUUGGUUUAUCGAUAAGUGAUCUUGGAAUCGCAAUGAGUACUAUGUACAAACAAAUGUUUAUGGUGGACCCGCAGAAUUCAGAGUGCAUUACUGCAACUUCACUAUCAAAAGUUUACAUGGACAUUACUGCUUGGUCGGUUCUCAUUUAUUUCAGACGAUGUAGUUCCUUUCUUGGGGUUCUUAUGGCAAGCGUGAGAUAUGUUAUAAUGAAGAAGCCAACUGUCAGCAGAUACAGUAACUGGUCAAAACCGUCGGUUGGUUGGACUUUGACAGGUUCUGUGUUUUGUAUCAGCGGUCUGCUAACCAUAUUUUAUCAAGCAAGAUGGAUUGUCGUGGCUAAUCAAACUGCUCCGUUGCCUAUUACAUGUGCUCAGUUUCAAAACUUAAAUAGUAAACCACCGUAUUCCGUGAUUCUAGCGCACAUUUUUAGCGCCAAUGAUGCUAUAAUUCACAGAAGUUAUAUGAUCAUGGAUGUUCUGAUUAGUAGGUUCAUCCCAUGUGUGGCAUUCAUUAUUCUAACAAUCGCCCUUCUACGGAUCCUUCAAUCAAUAAAAAUAACCAAUCUCACGAGACGCAAGUCCAGCGUUCAUCACGACGAGAAACGAGAUUUAAGUACGAAGCUGAUUGUUGUAAUGACAUUCACAUUUGUUCUUAUCGAGACUCCACUUGGUAUGAUUUAUAUGGGACGAGUGAUCUUUGAUAAAAAUCUAAUGAUUACGCUAUUGUCCACAGAUCUGGCUGUCUACUUCCUGAUGCUUGUCACCAUCAACUCAAUUCUUCAUCCAACAUUUUGCAUUUUGAUGUCUAGUCAGUAUCGGAAUACGAUUCGACUGAUGCUCGGUCUCACCAGAAGUGCAAAAUUGUCAUCUGCAAGAAACAAAACAAGCGUGGCUUCAGCUCCGAAAUUUCAAAUUACUUAA
Messenger RNA from Caenorhabditis elegans, 1101 nucleotides. It is a transcript of the gene srw-102, whose product is annotated as G-protein coupled receptors family 1 profile domain-containing protein. Gene Ontology annotation, cellular component: membrane. Gene Ontology annotation, biological process: signal transduction; G protein-coupled receptor signaling pathway. NCBI's taxonomy places the organism in Eukaryota, Metazoa, Nematoda, Chromadorea, Rhabditida, Rhabditidae. Gene Ontology annotation, molecular function: G protein-coupled receptor activity; G protein-coupled peptide receptor activity. The record is from RefSeq and is marked reviewed. The coding region runs from base 1 to 1101 and encodes 366 amino acids. The transcript is spliced from 7 exons.